AUGGCUUCCUCUCAGCGUGGCCGCGCCAUCCGCGCAACCUCCGCCUUGUUCCGCCAAGCUGGCCUUCUUCCCCGUUCCUCGCCCAGCUCCGCGCUCCAUCCACCCCCAUCACCCUCCGCGCCUGCUCCGCCGAAUCUGCAAUUACUCCGCGCAAUGUCCGCUGGCCUCCCGCUCCACCAAACCCCCUCAGCCACAGCUAGCGUCCCCGCACUUCCUUCUACACGGGUUGGGUUGCGCGCGCUUCUGCCUCACGGUCCUGAGUCCCUCCCGUCUGGCGCCUCAGCACGGGCAGGAUACGCCACGGUGGCAGUCUCCAGAGACCCGCAAUUUGCCACGUUGGAAGAUGCUGACGUGGAAUAUUUCAAGGGGAUUCUAGGCGAACGUGGCGUGAUCACGGACCCUGACGCCGUGGCAGCAGCCAACGUGGACUGGAUGGGCAAGUACAAGGGGAAUAGCAAGCUGUUGCUGCGGCCAACCACAACAAGCCACGUGGCGGACGUUCUGAAGUACUGCAAUGAGAGGCGGUUGGCUGUGGUGCCUCAGGGUGGCAACACGGGGUUGGUGGGCGGCAGUGUGCCUGUGUUCGAUGAGGUGAGUGCGGACGACACGGGGGUGGCUGUACCGACUGAACCCCUUCCCAUUACAACCAUCACAGACAUCAGUCCAUGUUUCAUCUCCUUGCUUCCGUCACAACCCCUGCUCCCUCUCCCUCUCCCAUCCCCCACUUUCGGGCCGCUGUGCGUGCAUGCCAUGUGGGCGGGUGGGCACCAGGUGAGCGGCAUCCUGGACUGCGAGGCGGGGUGCAUCCUCGAGUCCCUCGACACCUUCCUGGCUGACAAGGGGUUCGUGAUGCCGUUGGAUCUGGGCGCCAAGGGCAGCUGUCAGAUAGGCGGCAAUGUCUCCACCAACGCGGGCGGCAUCCGCCUGCUGCGAUACGGCUCCCUGCAUGGCUCCGUGCUCGGGCUGGAGGUGGUGAUGGCGGAUGGCACGGUGGUGGACAUGACGAGGGCGCUCAGGAAGGACAACACCGGCUACGACCUCAAGCAGCUCUUCAUCGGUACAGCUGGGGAUGGGAUCAUCACUGUGGUGGCUGCACACAACACGUUCUCAACCCCACCUCUCUGCUUCUCCCCCCGCCCCUUCCAACCGUCCCGGCCACCAGGAGCGGAGGGCACGCUGGGCGUGGUGACGAGGGUGGUGCUGCUGGCACCCCCACGCUCGCCCUCAGUGCACGUGGCGCUGCUGGGGUGCUCCUCCUUCGAUGCUGUGCAGCAGGUGUUUUGUGCCAGCAGGCGCCACCUGGGGGAGGUGUUAUCUGCUGCGGAGUUCUUCGACCGCAGCUCCCUUCAAAUGGUGCUGAAGCACAACGAGGGCACGAGGGACCCGCUACCGGAUGGGGAGUAUCCCUUCUACGUGCUCAUUGAGACGUCCGGCAGCAACCCUGACCACGACCGGACGAAGCUAGACGCGUUUCUGGAGGGCGUGAUGGAGGCCGGAGCCGUGGAGGACGGCACGGUGGCUCAUGACUCCACGCAGGCUGCUGCCAUCUGGCACCUGCGCGAGGGAGUGGCGGAGGCGCUACAGCGUGCAGGGGCGGUGUACAAGUACGACCUGUCGGUACCCGUCUCACAGCUGUACGGCCUCGUGGACGAGAUGCGCUCCCGCCUAGAGGGCAGUGCAGCGCAGGUGGUGGGGUACGGGCACUUGGGCGAUGGCAAUCUGCACCUCAACAUCUCCGCUCCCACGUAUGACGACAAAUUGUUGGAGCGGAUAGAGCCAUUCGUGUACGAGUGGGUGGCGGGGCGGCAGGGCAGUGUGAGUGCGGAGCAUGGGCUGGGGCUCAUGAAGGCCAACGCCAUCCACUACAGCAAAGACCCCCAGGCGGUGCGCUGCUGCCUCUCUGCCCAGCUCUCCCUAGCUCUGCCUCUUGAGUGCUCGCAUAGCUCUCUCUUCUCAACACCUCCCUGCCUGGGCUAUACAUCGGAGCCUCUCGCAUUAACCCACCGUGUGUGUCGUGUGCAUGGCAUGCAGGUGGCGGUGAUGAAGAGGGUGAAGGCUCUCUUUGACCCCAACGGCAUCCUCAACCCCUACAAGCUGUUGCCCUCCUCGUGA
This is a messenger RNA of Closterium sp. NIES-65, 2112 nucleotides long. Lineage: Eukaryota; Viridiplantae; Streptophyta; Zygnematophyceae; Desmidiales; Closteriaceae. The record is from the annotation of a GenBank genome assembly.